AUGUCUUCUCAGACCGCCAACAAUUACCAGACAACGCAGAACAACACCAACCUAUCCCCCGACGGACCUCUUGAGAAGGAUUACGGUAACGGCUACCACCUCGACAACAACAUGGACGCCGAUACCGCUCUGAGGAAGAUUCAGACUUCUGGAAGCAUCUCCAUCUCACCGGAGUUGUUCGAGAAGAUCUAUCUUUCUCCCCAGAACAAGGUUGCUGGUGACCUUCGCAAGACCUUUGGUARCCCCACACCAUUGGCCCUCGUUGGUUUCUUGCUCUGCCUCUCCCCCCUCUCGUGUAUCUUGAUGGGAUUCCGAGGUGCAGGACCCAUUGGAAACGGAUCUUCUGGCAUUGGCUCUUACUUCUUCUUCGGUGGUCUUUUGAUGAUUUUGGGCGCUCUUGGAGAGUUCAUCCUCGGAAACACGUUCCCAUUCAUCGUCUUCGCCUCCUUUGGUGCUUUCUGGCUCACGUUCGCUGCCACUCUCCAGCCCUUCUAUUCGGCGUUCGAGAACUACAUUGGCACUUCGGUGGGCGGCUCAGCCACUGAAAUGAGCAAGACUGGGUUGGACUCCCGUCCAUUCAACGCCUCCUUCGCAUUCUUCCUCGUCUUCAUGGCCGUGUUGUGCUUCCUCUACAUGAUCCUCGCCCUCCGAACCAACUUGGUCUUCUUCCUGAUCUUCCUCUUCCUCGUUCCAGCCUUUGGUCUCCUCGCAAACGCCUUCUUCAUGCAAGCAGACAACUACGCUACUACCACGGCCGCUGUCGCUACACAGCUUCAAGCUGCUGGUGCAUGUGCUUUUGUGGUCAGCAUGCUGGGAUGGUAMAUCUGGUUUGCGAUCAUGUUGGCUUCUCUGGACUUCCCCUUCCAGCUCCCAGUUGUCGACUUGUCGCGAUUCGUCAAGGGUGCUUCCGAGAAGGCGAAGCAUGGAGCGCACGAGGCUUGA
Messenger RNA from Ramularia collo-cygni, 942 nucleotides. Its product is annotated as related to Y.lipolytica GPR1 protein and Fun34p. The transcript has 4 exons. Gene Ontology annotation, molecular function: acetate transmembrane transporter activity. The record is from RefSeq and is a predicted model, not a curated record. Gene Ontology annotation, cellular component: plasma membrane. NCBI's taxonomy places the organism in Eukaryota, Fungi, Ascomycota, Dothideomycetes, Mycosphaerellales, Mycosphaerellaceae. The coding region runs from base 1 to 942 and encodes 313 amino acids.